GUCUCGUGAUGAUUAGUACAAAGCAGUUGAUCGCAUCAGAUUUCAGACAGGAAUACAAAGAGCGUCAGCACAAACUGAGAGUCUCUGCUAGGAUACAGAACUCUUGACUUUAAUAAGCUAUCUCUGUACAAGUUUUAUUUACUAUGUCGUUCAAAAUCCUUCUUGUUUCGUUGUUUUUGGUUGCCGUCGUCAACAGCAAGUCGUGCAAACUUAGUGAACAUAUCGUGAAAAAAGAACAUAAGUGGAAAAUCGAUCCUCCACAAAACAUCUAUGGAAAUCAAAGUGUAGAUGAGUCCCAUAUAAGGACAUGGAAGGAGACCAAAGAUUCCAAGACGAAACUUGAGGAAUCCAUCAACCAGCAGGUUAACAGAGAACUGUUUGCUCAGUAUACUUACAUGUCCAUGGCUGCUCACUUUUCCCGAGAUGAUAAUUAUCUGCCUGGUUUUGCCAAGUUUUUCCGAGAGUCAGCAGAGGAAGAGCAAAAGCAUGCAAUGUUGUUCAUGGAGUAUCAAAACAAGCGUGGAGGACGAGUCAAGCUCAAUGCAAUCAGGCAUCCAUGCCGUGAUCAGUGGGGUAAUGGACUCACGGCAAUGAAGGAAGCAUUGCUACUCGAGAAGACAAUCUACCAAAGUCUCCUCGACGUCCACAAAGUAGCAGACGAUGCCAAAGAUCCUCAGAUGAUGGACUUCCUCGAAUCCAAUUUCCUUGGUGAGCAAAUUGACGCCAUCAAACAGCUUGGAAACUACAUUGGUACAUUAUCAAGACUUGGCGAUGGGCUUGGGGAAUACCAGUUUGACAAAGUUACUCUUGGAGGGGGAAAAUAAUAAACCAAACAUGACGACAUUACAUGGAUAUGACACAAAAACUCAAACGCACAUUUUCACUGAUUUGGGGGAACGCUUAUUGCUUGGAAUUGUCGAAAUUUUUAAAAUCAAAAGGGAAGGGUUUUUAAGUUGGCUUGUUUGUAUUAGUAUUGUUAGUGAGGAUGCACUGCAAUUUAUCUAAUAGCACAUUUAUCGUUUAUUGUAUAUCAUUGUGGAUAUGAAACUAUAUUGCAAUUAAACCAUAGGAUGAUGGA
Molecule: messenger RNA, 1078 nt
Organism: Exaiptasia diaphana
Lineage: Eukaryota; Metazoa; Cnidaria; Anthozoa; Actiniaria; Aiptasiidae
Product: soma ferritin
Exons: 8
Coding region: 144-824 (226 amino acids)
Biological process (GO): intracellular iron ion homeostasis; iron ion transport
Cellular component (GO): cytoplasm
Molecular function (GO): ferrous iron binding; ferric iron binding
Source: RefSeq, a predicted model, not a curated record